AUGAUCGCGCCUCGUAGCCCGCACCAAGGCGGACUAUGGGAGUCUGCGGUAAAGGCUGGAAAAUCGUUAUUAAUGAAGUCCAUUGGGACUCAAAUACUUUCGUUGAUGGAAUUAUCAACCAUCUUAUGCAAAAUCGAAGCGAUACUUAAUUCGCGUCCGUUGUCAUAUAGAGUGACUAAUGAAUUCGUAGAACCUGUAACUCCAGGUCAUUUCCUAGUUGGGUCGGCGUUGUUGGAAACGCCAGUGCUGGACAAUGGCUCAGUCACCUUAAAGCAACGUUAUAUGCUGUGGCGAAGGAUUGUAGAUUCUUUCUGGGUGUCCUGGAGACACGAUUAUCUAAACCAGCUACAGCAGCGUGGUAAAUGGAAAGAGCGUAUGGAAAAUGUGUCGAAAGGUGACGUUGUGUUGGUGUCUAGUCCAAAUGAUAGCGUGAUGAAUUGGCCAAUGGGUAGAAUCAUUGAUGUUUUUCCAGAUAAAAAGGGUAUUGUUCGAAACGUGAGCGUGAGGUUAGGGAAUGGUACAGUGCGUCGUACAUCUGUACAGAAAUUGGUAGCUUUGCCAGUAGAUGUUUCAAAGGAUGAUUAG
Molecule: messenger RNA, 585 nt
Organism: Planococcus citri (citrus mealybug)
Lineage: Eukaryota; Metazoa; Arthropoda; Insecta; Hemiptera; Pseudococcidae
Exons: 1
Coding region: 1-585 (194 amino acids)
Molecular function (GO): nucleic acid binding
Source: RefSeq, a predicted model, not a curated record